Molecule: messenger RNA, 930 nt
Organism: Paramuricea clavata
Lineage: Eukaryota; Metazoa; Cnidaria; Anthozoa; Malacalcyonacea; Plexauridae
Source: the annotation of a GenBank genome assembly
AUGCUUAGAGCGGGGAACUACCGAUCUAACAUUAGAAGAUGUCCUCUAAUGAAUUGUUCGUAUCAUAAUUUUCGCCUCGACAAUUUGAAGAAGCACCUCAGAUCGAAUCGGCAUAAAAUUAACAAUGAGGACGUCGUAAAUAGAAUUUUGGAAAUGGUAAGAAGCAAUUCACUCCCCGAAGAAACCCUUCUACGUGUUCAAAAUGACAACAUUGUUCAAGUUACAGUGGGCUCACAGCUUGAAAGAACGGCAUCCACGAUUCCAACUGCGAUGCAAUCGGCCCAAGAGCAGAAUGCCGGUGGUUCAGAAGUUCUUCAGAGUUCAACAGCCACUCAGAACUCGCGUAAUCCAACUGCUGAUGAUGGUGAGUUGAUGUGUGACCAAAGACAAUCCAGUGAGCAACUGCCACCUAGACAACUAUCUCAAAGAGUGAGAGCACCGCCCGGAGACGAUAAUUCAUUGGCAGAAGCGGUUGCGUCUUUACACGCUGCUAUCCAGAAAAUCAAAAUUAAUGAAAGGGACAUGAAAACGCUACUUGAACAAACAAAAUCAGUUCUUGAAAGUAAAAUUUCUGAAAUAGAUCAGCGUUUGGAAAAGACUGAUACGAUUACCACUAACGUUGACAGCACUACACGAUCAUUGGUUCAGUUGCAAACAACGUAUUCCUGGCUUCAAGUAAAGUUGCAGGUGCCACCAAGUGUCCCGUUAGGCGCAUGUAGUUUGUGUCAGCGCCACUCCUUACAAAUACGCCAACAUCGUGGUUAUUCUAGCAUGCAAAAUUGGCUCAAUUGUUCUGUUGUACUUGAUAGCGAUCAUCGCGCACAAAAAGUUAAGCUACACGAACAGUCCGAAUGCCAUAAGAUCUGUAAGUCAGAGGAACAACAAAGGAAAAAGAAUGCAAUUCUUUUCACCUCCCAAAUUAAAUUUUAA